Messenger RNA from Solea senegalensis (Senegalese sole), 448 nucleotides. Its product is annotated as mitochondrial inner membrane protease subunit 2-like. Lineage: Eukaryota; Metazoa; Chordata; Actinopteri; Pleuronectiformes; Soleidae. Gene Ontology annotation, molecular function: serine-type endopeptidase activity. Gene Ontology annotation, cellular component: mitochondrial inner membrane peptidase complex. The transcript has 3 exons. Bases 170 to 412 code for a protein of 80 amino acids. The record is from RefSeq and is a predicted model, not a curated record. Gene Ontology annotation, biological process: mitochondrial respiratory chain complex assembly.
CCCUGGCGGAUUGUACUCAAUUCCAUUGUAAGUGCUAAAUGACAUGUAAUGGACUUCCGUACUUCCGUACUUCAUUUUUUUCUACGGACUAAACAGCAGGCGGGCUUUAGGACCCGGGCGACGUCGCGUGACAUCAACAGGGAGACGGAGCUCGCGCUGCCUGGAGGUGAUGGCUCAGCGGGCGACGGCCAGGUGGCGCUACCUGCGGGCGUUUGUCAGUGGCCUCUUUGUGGCCGUCCCCGUCACGGUCACUGUCCUGGAUCGAUUUGCCUACGUUGCUCGAGUGGAAGGAGCAUCGAUGCAGCCGUUCCUGAACCCAAGCAGCGGCUCGGACUGUGACGUCGUCCUCCUGAACCGCUGGAGUGUGAGGAACCACGAGGUCCAACGAGGAGACAUCGUCUCUGUCAUGUGAGUAACUCACACACCACAGGUCGCAGGUGGGUUAUCU